Gymnodraco acuticeps is the source of this 2293-nucleotide messenger RNA. It is a transcript of the gene nelfa, whose product is annotated as negative elongation factor complex member A. Gene Ontology annotation, cellular component: NELF complex. The record is from RefSeq and is a predicted model, not a curated record. Gene Ontology annotation, biological process: negative regulation of transcription elongation by RNA polymerase II. Bases 41 to 1687 code for a protein of 548 amino acids. Lineage: Eukaryota; Metazoa; Chordata; Actinopteri; Perciformes; Bathydraconidae. The transcript has 11 exons.
CCGUUAAAAUGCCCGAACUCAAAACACUUCUUUUUCCAAGAUGGCGUCGAUGAAGGACAGCGACACCGGCCUGUGGCUUCACAACAAAUUGGGAUCCACGGACGAGCUUUGGACGCCUCCGAGCAUCGCUUCUCUCCUCACUGUGUCAGUAAUUGACAACAUACGGCUGUGCUUUUCGAGUUUGUCGCCGCCGGUGAAGCUGAAACUGCUGCUCGGGAUGCUGCAUCUCCCCCGGCGGACCGUGGACGAGAUGAAGGAGGCCCUGUCGGAGAUCAUCCAGCUGGCGACGGUGGAUUCGGAGCCCUGGGUGCUGAUGGUCGCAGACAUCCUCAAGUCCUUCCCAGAGACCGGCUCUCUCAACCUGGACCUGGAGGAGCAGAAUCCAAAUGUGCAGGAUAUCCUCGGAGAGCUGAGGGAGAAAGUGGGCGAGUGCGAGGCGUCGAACAUGCUUCCUCUGGAGUGCCAGUACCUGAACAAAAGUGCGUUAACCACUCUGGUGGGACCCCUUACCCCCCCCGUCAAACAUUUCCAGCUGAAGAGGAAACCCAAGAGUGCGACACUCAGAGCGGAGCUGCUGCAGAAAUCCAUAGAGACAGCGCAGCAGCUGAAAAAGACAGCCGGAGUGCCUUUUCACGCCAAAGGGAGAGGACUGGUCAAAAAGAUCGACACAACCACUCCUCUCAAGGGGAUUCCCAACAAGGCCCCGUUCCGCAGUCCCACGGCCCCCAGUAUGUUCAGCCCGCCCAGUAACCGCACGCCUAUCGCCCCGGCACGGACGCCUCUGCGCAAGGAGAGGGGGGUCAAGCUCUUAGAUAUUUCCGAGCUGGAUAUGGUCGGCGCUGGAAGAGAAGCUAAGAGGAGAAGAAAGACUUUGGAAACGGAGGCGGGAGAGAAAGCAGCCAAAGAAGAAGCGUUAGCAGCAGCGGUGGUGGAGAACACCACGCCAGACUACGCCGCAGGCCUGGUGUCUGCACAGAAACUCGGGGCGUUGACCGAGAAUCCUCUGCCGUCGACCAGCUACCUGCCGGCCACACCCAGCAUGGUCCCCUCCUCCUCUUACAUCCCCAGCUCCGAGGCACAGCCAGCGAACGCCGGUGGGUCGGGGCGGGACACGCUGCAGUCGGCACGCCAACCAGAGGAGUCGGCAACAGCGGGCGCCGGCGCCACGGCAACACUACCGGGCCAGUACAAACAGAGGACGCCCAUGUACAACGCCAGCAACACGACCAACCCCGCGACCCCCACGUCUCCAAGCACGCCCGUCUCCACCCCCGCCAGCAACGGGCCCCCAGCAGCCGCCACCGCCAGCCAGCCAGAGACCCCCACCCAGCCCCCCAGCACCCCUCAGACCCCCACCCCCACGCCACCACAGCCCCAGCCCAAAAAGAAUCUGUCCCUCACGAGAGACCAGAUGUACGCCGCCCAGGAGAUGUUCAAGACGGCCAACAAGGUCACCAGACCGGAGAAGGCCCUCAUCCUGGGCUUCAUGGCAGGAUCCAGAGAGAACCCGUGCCCGGAGCAGGGGGACAUCAUCCAGAUCAAGCUGAGCGAACACACAGAGGUUCUCCCCAAGGCGGACGGCACCGGCAGCACCACCAUGCUGGUGGACACAGUCUUCGAAAUGAACUACUCCACAGGACAGUGGACUCGUCUCAAGAAAUACAAACCCAUCACCAACACCUCCUGAGGAGCUUCAAGGCCUCAAAGUCACACAUCCCACAUUUCUUAUCCUCCUCUUCAAUAAAAAAAAAACAUGUUUACAUACUUACAAGUAUUUGCAUACACAUUUGGGCCAAAUCCAGCGCUCGUGCGUCGAGGAGAGACGGGUCCUCCCUUUCCUGCACCGCCAAAAUGCAGGACUGAAGAAUAUUUCUGUACUUUUUGUUCGGUUAUUACCCUUAGCCUUUUUAUUGUUUCAGUUUUUAUGUCCGAUUCCUGAAUGAUGCUCAGGAGGGGUGAGAGUUAUACGAGUUGGAGCAGAGGAGUUAUUCUUACAACAGGUACCUUUUCAACAUUUGUACUCCGAGGUACAGGCGUGUCAAGUGUCAAGGAAAGGAGAAAAUACGAGCUGUCUGUAUUUUUCUGUAUGAAAAACUGAACUUCAGAACUGAAUCAUAGUUUGACAAAAAAAUAAGAGAACAAUAACGAGAAGUCGUCGUCGUAGAGAUGACCGUAAACGCAAAAGAUUUCUCAAUGCUGUCAAGUUCUGUUCGGAGCCUUCCGGUUGAUGUUUUCUUCGGUUUUUCAUCCUUUUUCCGAAGAAGGGAAGAAAAUAAAGUGACAACAGACUCCA